Messenger RNA from Drosophila hydei, 3514 nucleotides. Its product is annotated as RNA polymerase-associated protein CTR9 homolog. Gene Ontology annotation, biological process: regulation of DNA-templated transcription. Gene Ontology annotation, molecular function: RNA polymerase II complex binding. The transcript has 5 exons. Gene Ontology annotation, cellular component: Cdc73/Paf1 complex. Bases 51 to 3344 code for a protein of 1097 amino acids. The record is from RefSeq and is a predicted model, not a curated record. NCBI's taxonomy places the organism in Eukaryota, Metazoa, Arthropoda, Insecta, Diptera, Drosophilidae.
UUGAUACUUUUGCUGUCAUUAAUAAAACUCGUCAAGAAAUUAAGCGCCUUAUGCAAUAUAUGGAUAAAAAAGUAGCAAAAAGCGAAAUGUAUCAACAAGCGCGAGGCAGUGGACAGGUGAGUGAAAGGGAAGCUGCAUUGCUGGGCGAUGUACAGGAGCUGCUUGCCUCACUGAGCUCCAGGCGUGUCAAGCUGCGCGAGUGGAUACAAAAGGCCUGGGCGUACUACAACCAAAAUCAGUUUGAGGGGUUUGUGCUGCUGCUGGAGAAUGCCAUUACGCGUGGCAAUAGGGCAUAUCCUGGGUACAAGGACGAUCUGUUAAGGAUUCACACGAUGCUGGCAGCACAUUUCUUUCGCCUGGCCUGCAGCGAGCAUGGACAUCGCAGUGCCGUGUGGCAGGAGAAGGUGGCGCAAGAGUUGCAGCACAUGGACAACUUGCAGGUGGUGUCCAAUGAGAUUCAGCACUUGCUGUGCCGCGGCUUUGCACUGAUGCUGAUUGAGACGCGUCUUCUGGAUGCGGACAAUCAUUUCGUUUCCGUGUUGCGACAGAUGCCGCAGAGUGUGCCCGCGCUGCUGGGCCGCGCCUGUCUGGCAUACAAUCGCCAGGAGUACCGCGUGGCACUGGGCUACUUCAAGAGCCUGCUGGUCCAUCAUCCGCACGGACCGGUCGAUGUGCGCGUGGGCAUUGCCCACUGCUUCCUCCAGCUGGGCGACUUGGACAGCGCUCGACGCGCCUUUGAGAUGGCCGUGCAAAGGAAUGGACGCUGCAUAAACGCUUUGCUAGGCAUUGCCCAGCUGAAGCUCAACGAGCGCCAGCGUGCAGCCAACAUGGAGGCCACGAACUUGCUGUGUGCCGCCUUCGAGCUGAACAAUCGACAUCCCGUGGUACUCAGCUGGCUGGCUUGCUACCUUUACUACUCUCGCAACUAUGGCAAGCUGCAAACGGCGGCAGGGAAUGCAUAUCUGAUCACAGAUAAUCCGGAGCUAAAGGCUCAGAACUGUUUUCUGAUUGCGCGCAGCUUUCAUGCGACGAAGAACUACGAUCGCGCCUUCGAUUUCUAUGGCAAGGCCCUGAAGUGUCCGACGGAAUAUGCGCCGCCACACUUGGGCAUCGCCCAGAUGUAUGUGCGUCGCGGGCAGCUGGACAUGGCAGAGCACUCGCUGCGAUCGCUUCUCAAGCUGUUGCCGGAGAACCCGCACGGCCUGCGCAUGCUGGCCACGCUCUAUGCCCAGGCUGACUCGCCCGGCAAGCUGGACAAGGCCAUUCAGCUGUUCAAGAGUGUGCUGGAGCGCAGUGGCCGGGAUGACUACGACACCUGGCUGGGUCUGGGCGGCACUUACGAGCGCAAGCAGCUUUGGCAGGAAGCUAUCAAUGCCUACGAGCAGGCCAUAAGCAUUUACCUGCGUGUGCACAACACAGCCAACGAUAUACCAAUCCCCUGGCUCAAUAACAUAGCUGCGCUGCAGCUGCAUGCCGGGCAGCCAUUGGCGGCGCUCGGAACGCUAGACAAGGCACUUGCCACGCACCCCAAAGACUCCGCUAAGGAGCAUAGCGAGAGCAAUCUGCUGACUGUAAGAUUCAACAGGGCGCGCGUCUUGGAGGAGCUGCACUUGGCCGACCAGGCAGAGGACAGUUACAAGCAGCUAAUUGCCGAGUAUCCCAACUAUUAUGACAGCUAUCUGAGACUGGGCGUCAUGGCCAACAAGCGCAAUCAAAUAAUCACAGCCAUGGAGUACUUCAAGGCGGUGCUGCAUCUGGAAAACGACAACGUGGCCGCCAGAACGUACCUGGGCAACUUGUAUGCCAAGCAGGGCGCCCUAUCGCAGGCCAUGUGCAACUACAAUGUGAUCAUGCGGCGUCCUGGCAAUUUCGGUGACUCCUACAUGCUCGUCGCCGUUGGCAAUGUGUGCCUGAUCAAAGUGCAGCGGUCCAUGGCCAACGGCCAAUUGGAUAUGGCCAAACAAUACCAAGAGAACGCGCUGCAGCUGUUUAGAAAGGCCCUUGAGCAAAACCAGCGCAAUUUGUGGGCUGCCAAUGGCAUAGGCGUGGCCUUGAGCAAUCACGGACACUUGGCAGACGGAGAGACGAUCUUCAAGCAGAUUGUUGAGUCCAGCACACGCUGCUCUGAGGCUAUUUUGAACACGGCACACAUAGCCAUGGACCUGGAACACUAUUCGGAGGCCAUAGAGAUAUACCAGAAAUGCUUAAAGGACAUCCUGCCUGUAAACAGCGUGAAGGAAAUGCAAUUGCUGGCUCGUGCUCUCUACCACACGGGGCAGUUCAAGGAGGCCAAGCAGUUGCUGUUGCAAGCACGGCAUGUGGCACCGCAGGACUUGAAUGUACUCUAUAAUUUGGCCAUUGUCAUCAAGCAGGCCAUCCGGGACACAUUCGACUCCAUGCGAACUGAUCUAGCAGAGCUUCAACGAGCCGAGAAGGAACUUAAGAUAGCUCAGAGCUUCCUACAAUACUUGAGCCAAGGAGAAGAGCCAAUGCAAUCGGCUAACAAACAAGCCAACAAGUGCAGCAAACUCUUGGAAAAUGUGUUAGAAGAGCUCAAUAAUCUACGCGAACUGGAGGAUCAUAGCAAGACACAGGUGCGCCAUAAGGUUAAGAAAGAUAAGGAUAAGGAGAGCUCACGUAAAAAGGAACAGUCGAAAAAACGUGAAAAGACACGAGAUGAUGACCUGCAAGAGCCUCAAGUGAUGGAGAACGAGAGCUCCCGCAAAAAACAAAGGUCGAAAAAACGGCAGGAGUCGGCAAGAGAUGUUGCUGAGUACCAGGACACUGAGCUAGAGAAACCCAAGAGUGGGGAAAAAUACCGCAAAAAAGAACAUCUACAGGAGAUACAGGAAAAGCUCAGCGAUGGCGAUCAGAUAGAGCCGGAUAACCCAACUGAGCUGUUGCCUUCCCAUAAGAAAGAGCAUACCAAAAAGCGUGACUUCGACGAUCACCAGGUUGAUGACAGGGAGGAAAUCUGUAGAAAGUAUUCUCACAAGUCAAGGGAUAAGGAUGAACGUCAAAAGGACGGAAAGGAGGUGUCUCUAGAAAGGAAGCAAUCACGAAAGCACUCGAAGAAGCAAAAUGAUGAGAGCAAACUCGGAGAGAAAGUCCCAAGCUCUCCUCAAGUUGAGACUAAGCAGCUUCAGCUCGAUACGGAUAAAGCCAAAUCAAUAGCUGAAUUACACGAAGAGCCCAAGCCAGAAGACUUAGAAGUCUCAAACAAGGAACACAAGCGUAAAUCACGCAAACGAAAGCACGAAAAUAGAGACUUGGCCAUCGAGGAGGAGCCCAAGCGGGAAAAGAAACGCAAAAAAGAAGCCAAGGAAAAGGCAGAAACCACUUAAAUGAAGGCGAAAAUGCGUGGAACGAGUUAUUCAAAUUAAGAGUCCCUCAACACAGAUGAGGAGAGAUUGAUUGAUUGAAAUAAAAUACACCACAGAUAGAUUCGAUUGGUCACUGAGUGAGUAAUAACUCGCUGUCAUUAUUUAGGGAAUGGCAAUAAAUGUACUGCGAA